AUGAAUAUGAUUCAAGAAUCCCUCAAAUUGACAAAUAUCUCCACAGGAACUACCGGCCUGAAUGAAGUUUCUGGAAAACACAUCAGCGCUUCAAUGUGCUUAUGCAUCGAUUGGAACCCGCCCGCCACAUCCAUGGCGGUAGGCCUCUCUGAUGGCUCGGUCUCAAUAGUCUCAUUAGACGAGUCCGGGCUGAACACACUGCAAGAAUGGAAAGCCCACGAGUUUGAGGUAUGGGCAGCCUCGUUUGACACCCAAAGGCCUACGUUGGUGUACACGGGAUCGGAUGACUGCAAAUUCAGCUGCUGGGACUUGCGAGAUAAACCGUCCAACUCGGUUUUCCAAAACACAAAGGCCCACGAGAUGGGAGUGUGCUGCAUCACAAAAAGCCUGUUUGAUCCAAAUAUUGUGCUCACGGGCAGCUAUGACGAGCGGCUGAGGGUAUGGGAUGUCCGAUCAGGCAUGAGACCCGUGAACGUGUCCUCCAUAUGCUUAGGAGGUGGGGUUUGGAGAAUCAAACACCAUCCAUACGAAAAGGGACUUGUUUUGGCGGCUUGUAUGCACAAUGGAUUUGCGGUCAUUAGAUUUGAAGAGGAGAAAGAGGAGGUAGUGGAGAUGUAUGGAAAACACGGGUCGCUCGCGUAUGGUGUGGAUUGGCAGUGGGGGGGAAGGGGGAUGCAGCCGGUGGUUGCUUCUUGCUCGUUUUAUGAUCGCCUCCUUCGUGUGUGGAGACCAGAAAGGGAUGUGUAUGCAUAG
Molecule: messenger RNA, 753 nt
Organism: Striga hermonthica
Lineage: Eukaryota; Viridiplantae; Streptophyta; Magnoliopsida; Lamiales; Orobanchaceae
Source: the annotation of a GenBank genome assembly